CGGGUUGGCGUGUGACGUCACGGGCGCGGCCGGCGGGGAGAACGGAGCCGGCCGGAGGGGCCGCGGCGGAGGCGGCGCACCCGGGCCGUGUGACUAUGGACCCCGUGGCGCCAGAUGUGCUUGUAAAGUUUCAAUACCAACUUCUGAGGUCGAUAUCUAGAUGUUCUCCUGGAUUAAGCGCCUAAUUAGGAUGGUCCUUGAACGAGGUGGAUUUACCAUGGACUCAGUACUUUGGUCAGGAAAGUCAUAUGGCUCAUCACGAAGUAUUGUAAGGAAAAUUGGUACUAAUUUAUCUCUUAUCCAGUGUCCAAGGGUUCACUUUCAGCUUACCUCUCACUCUACGGAGUGCAGUCCAAAUCACCCCAGGGAGGAUGCCGUGGCUUCAUUUGCUGACGUAGGAUGGGUUGCCAGAGAAGAAGGAGAAGUCUCUACAAGACUCAGAACGGAGGUCUGGUCCCAAGAGACCCCUUCCCCCGGCCCCCAGAAUCUGCCGUUCUUUGGGCAGCCUCCGAGUAGGCAGUCAUCCCUUCCCAACCUGCCCCGGGCAGAACCCGAGCCCAAGACGCCCACCGCGCUAGCCAACGACGAAGCCCUGCAGAAGAUCAGCGCUCUGGAAAAUGAACUCGCUACGCUCCGAGCUCAGAUCGCCAAAAUCGUCACUUUGCAGGAACAGCAGUCUCUUGGUGCAGGAAGCUUCAGUGCACCUGGGCCUGGACCCCCACCUCCGCCUCCUCCGCCUCCUCCGCCUCCUCCUCCUCCUCCUCCUCCUCCUCCCCCCGGGCUGAGCCGGAGCAUGUCUGCCAUCGACCUGAUCAAAGAGCGUCGAGAGAAGAAAGCCAGCCCGAGUCCCAGCCCCACUGAGAACACCCCAAAGAAGCCAGAUGUGCCAAGUAUGCUGGAAAUCCUCAAAGACAUGAACACCGUCAAGCUCCGGGCGGUCAAAAGGUCAGAGCAAGACAUAAAGCCCAAGCCCGCCGACCCCGCCGACCCCGCCGCCUUAAUCGCAGAGGCCCUGAAAAAGAAAUUUGCGUAUCGCUAUCGAAGCGAUGGCCAAAGCGAAACAGAGAAACUCUGUCCGAAGGCUCAAGCGACGACCGCGUCAGAAACAGUAUUGUUCGGGCCACACAUGCUAAAGUCUACAGGAAAAAUGAAGGCUUUGAUCGAAGACGUCUCCCAUUCUUAAGUGGAUCGACGCUGGAGGAAAAAGACCGUUCAGACACGGGCUGGUCAGGGCGAAGAACGGCUGGUAGAAAUCAACACUAUUUAGGAAAUACUUGACUUUAGAUCUCCGGGGUCUCGUACAAAGCUAAGUAGAGAAUUAAACAAAGGCAAAAGCACUAAACAGAUGGUUUUUGUUAUAAAAAUAGGGAUCAUUCCAGAGCCAGGAUGCGGUGGUUACGGUUUCGGCGCUCCGCUCUACUGGGCUGCGUCUGGGGGCCUUAAAGAGAAUUUUGCCACCGGUGCCGUGAGGCUUUUAUUUCCCAAACACUACUUCUGGAUAACUCUAUGUGUGUGACCUGAAGUUUGGGGAGAGACAGCAGUGAAGUACUACCGUUAUCUUCAUCCUUUCUGAGAGCAGCCGGCAGACUUGUUGCGGCAAAACGUCGAGCAAGAGCUUCUAACCUCCCGGUUUAGAAGAAUCACAUUUAUCCCACACUUGGUAAAAGGGGCUGGCCGGAAGGCACUUUAUGGCUGAACCGGGGACCUUCGGAGCUGACCUAUAAUGCACUUCUCUCACCUCAGCACCUUCUGGGCAGAGACGGGACAGGAGUGAUAACCAACUUCCCAUCUUUUCAUUUCAAAGGGCCUUUGUGUCCACGGUGGGCAGUCUCCACAAGGUGUAAAAGCCUAUUAGCAGCUCAACGUGGAAUCCACGUUGGGUCGGGCUGGGAUGCUUUUGAAAUCAACCUCCAGCCCAGGCAGGCCCGGCCCAUUUUUCAGCUUGUACGUGCUGCCGGCCCAGUAGAUUCAGCUUUAGGCCCAAAAAGCUGAUUGUUCGAGCCGGCCGAUCGGGUAUAUGGGGGUUUGCGCUCUGAGCUUGUCAUUCUUAUCUCCGGGAGAAGAUUCUGCACUUUGGAAAAUCCGAUUCAUUUUAAGUUAUUGAUAAUGUAUACAUUGAGCUAAUUUAUGGAUAAAAUGAUACAGAAGGACUUUGGAGUAGGGCUUAUUUUUACAGGGGCUGUUUAUUCUCUUACUCCAUUGAAAACCGUACCUUUCUAUUCUCUCAGACUCAGCCCUUUUAACCGUCGAAAAUAUUCUGAAGUUGAAAAUUUCGUAUCUGUACCGGGUGUGAAUUUAGGGCUAUAACUGCUUCCUGCCAUAAAGACAGAGGGAUGUUUUAAAAUAAAGCAGACUCAUUUUGGGGGCCGCCGUACUCCCCGGAAGUA
Messenger RNA from Ornithorhynchus anatinus (platypus), 2387 nucleotides. It is a transcript of the gene MTFR1, whose product is annotated as mitochondrial fission regulator 1. The record is from RefSeq and is a predicted model, not a curated record. Gene Ontology annotation, biological process: aerobic respiration; mitochondrial fission. The transcript has 8 exons. Bases 161 to 1183 code for a protein of 340 amino acids. NCBI's taxonomy places the organism in Eukaryota, Metazoa, Chordata, Mammalia, Monotremata, Ornithorhynchidae. Gene Ontology annotation, cellular component: mitochondrion.